CAGUCAGCGGCCUCAACGUGGCACCGCCCCAGUGCCGCAGGCCUCGGGACGGAGACGAGCGCAGCGCGCUCCCGUCGCCCGUCUCCGCAGUCCGUCCGCUGCAGCCGUCUAGAAGGUCUGCAGCUCCCGAACGUCCGAGCUCGCUGCGUUCCCGCCCGGCCUUCGCCCGCCCGCCGACCCCCGCGCGCCGCCUCCAUGGCGCCCGCGGCCCCGGCCCCAGCGCUCUGGGGCGGCCGCCGCUGCCUGGCCCUGCUCGGCGCGCUCUUCCUGCUGCUGCUGCUGCCCCGGCCCAGCCCCGCCCUCGCCUGGGACCAGUCGGAGAAAAUUCUGCUACGGGACAUCCAGGCUUUGACCCUCCACCGGGACCGCUUCACCACUGCCCGGAGGACUGCGCCCAUCCCUCAGCUGCAGUGCCUCGGCGGCUCUGCUGGGUGUCCUGCCCACAUCCCCGAAGUCGUGCAGUGCCGCAACAAGGGCUGGGAUGGCUUUGACGUUCAGUGGGAAUGUAAAGCCGAGCUCGACACGUCCUACCGAUUCGGCAAGACCGCCGUGAGCUGCGAAGGUUACGAUUACCCCGACGACCCCUACGUGCUCCGCGGCUCCUGCGGCUUGGAAUUCAACCUGGAGCUGACCGAGCAAGGCCGGAAGAAAUACAAAGAGGCCGGCGGCAGCGGCACCAGCAGCCACGGGAACACCUACGGCUCCAAUUACUUCCCUGGGUACGUUGAGAAGAUGGAUUCCCCCGUGCCCUCUAGCACCAGGGGCCUGUUGGCCGUCGUCGUCCUGCUGGUGCUGGCCUUGGGCGUUUAUAAGCUCUUUCUGAAAGCCCAGAAUGAGGAUCUCCCCCCGCCCUACACUGAGCAUCCCCAGGACCACCAGAGGUUCUUCCAGGCGUCCCCACCCCCGCCUCCUCCUCCCCCAGGCUUCAAGUCCUAUUUCACAGCAUCGGGUACCCCCGGAUGGGGCUUUGGCAACUCUUUCACGGGUCCCCAAGCGUUUGGCCAAUCUGGCCCUGGAUUCUGGACUGGAUUGGGGACUGGUGGCCUUUUAGGCUACUUGUUCGGAAACAGCAGGGCCACGCCCCUGUCAAACACCUGGACUCAUCCUGCGUAUCCUCCCCCGUACUUCAACACGUGGAACAAUCCGGUGCCCCCGUCCGCUGCCGCUAACUCCCGGAGCUCUGGGUCUCCCUCGAGCUCCAAAACGGGGACGAGGACCACGUCAGGGUUUGCCACCACCAAAAGACGUUAAGAAGACAAGGUGGAUGAAUAAAACCUUCAGACGCAAAUUUCUUAUUUUGGGGUCAUUUUCUCUUUAAAAAGCUAUGUACUAAGAACUGUGGGAAGAAAACGUCUUCAAGUUUAGAGGCGGAUGGUUGCUCGUAACACUCUUCGUCAUCAGUUCUGUAAUAUAGCUAAGAGUCAGUGGGCUGGAGGUAGAUUUGGCGACCUUUGGCCGCCACGGGCAAGCGGUUUUUUGGCAGCUUCUGAAGGAUGCGCACUGCCCUGGCCCCUUGAAUGUCUGCGUUCCACCUGCCCCUCUUCCUGUGUGCAUCCCUGCCACAGAGAGGACCACUGAGCCCCUGACGAGGUGCGGGCUGGGGGGACGCUUUUUCUCCAGCUCAGCUUCCACAGCCAGGGGCUACUCUAAACGGUCGAUGGGAAACUGGCCCCAAGACCCCAUCUCCCCAGUAGACAGCUUUCUUCCUUUGCCCCGUAGGGUUGGGUGACGGGGGCAGGCUUUCCAAGCACUUCGAGAGCUUGGGGCUUGUCUGUACAGAGGGAAGCUGGUAGGUGUGUUGGGGGUGGGGGUGCCAACAGCAAACCUUAGAAAGGGGGAUUUUUGAGGGCAGCCCGCGUCAGCUGAAGGGAUGAAGCCCCUCGCCCGGGGGAAGUGUGUUGUCCCAUUUGAGCCGCUGAGAAGUGGAUUACGAUCCCCAUUUUCUUUCUCAAGAGUCCCUUUUGGACUGUUCCCCGCCCCAGGCCUGCUUCCUUCAGCCAUUUGUCCCCCACCACAUUAUAAGACAGUUUCUCAGGCCGCAGCCUGGGAGCAGGAGGCUCUGAAAGGUGGUGUGCUCACAGCCUCUGACAGGCCCAUGCUUGCUGUCUCCUCUGGACCGACCUCCCUGGGCUGUCCAGAGAGACAGGGCAAGCAUGACAGCCGAGUCAGACCUCCGUCAGCAGCCCUACUUACUUCUCAAGGACUUCCCUUGUUUAAGUGUGAGCGGAGGCGGGUCGCUGGGGAGUGUACCUAGGAGGAUCUCAGCCUCCCUGGCAGAGCUGGAAUCCGGAAGAGCCCUCCUUCCUUUGCUGGAGUGAGCUUGUUCAGUCCCUGAGGAGCAGGGAGUGUGUGCUUUGUUUUGUUUUUCAAGCACGGGGGAUUCUUUGGUCUUAGGCAGCUGUCUUUCAGGUGAGAAGAGUGAGGAGCUCGUUGGGGUCCAUGUUUGCUUGUGUGAGGAGGUAGAGUAGGAGUCCUUGGCUUGUUGUGAGCAUGUACUAGGUGAGGGGUGACUGGGGACCUGCUAAGUCUGGAAAUUGCAUGCUUCCCACCUCUGCCCUCAGAAGCCCAGUCCUCCUAAUGCACCACCGCUGUCCACGGUGCUAUUCAGGAAACUUGAGGGCUCCAACCAAUCAAUAGAUCAAUCUAGCAUAUCUGUGCCAGGCACUGUGCUGGGUGCCCUCGCUGGGCUUACAUUCAUUCCAACAGGAGGCAGCUUGUACAUAGCAUAAGUGUGGACGAUGAAAAGGAUUACUGGAGGGAGGGAGGGAGGGAUGGGCGGGUGGGCGCUGGCAGGGGGAGGGGCCAUCAGGGAAGGCUGCUCUGCCCCAGGGGAGGGCUGGAGGGGGUGGGGACGAAGCGCCUCCCACUGCUGCUGCUGUUGCUCUGGUUGGCUUGGUGUCGAGGGUGUUUCGGAUGUUUAUUCCCUUCUAAAUCUGUGUCUUUGCUGGUGGUGCCCACAGCUGCUUGUGCUUGUUCUGUUCGUGUUGUGUUCUGUAAGACAUAUCUUUGCUCUUUUUCCCUUUCUUGAACUUCAAUAAAUUAAGCUUGGCCCCAA
This is a messenger RNA of Dromiciops gliroides (monito del monte), 3055 nucleotides long. RefSeq names its product store-operated calcium entry associated regulatory factor (gene SARAF). The transcript has 6 exons. Lineage: Eukaryota; Metazoa; Chordata; Mammalia; Microbiotheria; Microbiotheriidae. The record is from RefSeq and is a predicted model, not a curated record. Gene Ontology annotation, cellular component: endoplasmic reticulum membrane. Gene Ontology annotation, biological process: regulation of store-operated calcium entry. Bases 196 to 1251 code for a protein of 351 amino acids.